AUGGGGCCAAAAAGCGACCUUCAUGCCAUGAAGUGGUCGUUUGCGAGCGGCUCUUACGAAGAGGGGGCUGCGCGCUCCGGCUGCUCCAGCGAACCUCGACGGCUGAGCCCAGUCCCGCCUAAACCCGUGCCCGAGCACAGCCCCGAGGGAUCCGGGCGGGCGGGAGGUCGGUGGGACGAGCCCCGGGAAGGGGGAGACUCCCCUCAGCGACCCCCUUGGGGCCGCCCCCGGGGCGGGGCCGCCGCCUUGAAAGCCGGGCCCGGCGGCGGGGCCGGGGCAGAGGCUGUGCCGCCGAGUGAGGGGAGGCUGGGGCCCGGGGCCGAGAGCAGCAGCACCAUGGAGAGCGGCGCCGACGGGCGCCUGGACGCCGCCGCCUUCCUCGGGGCCUGGCGGCGCUUCGACACCGACGCCUUGGGCUACCUGCGUGCUGCCACCCAUGACUCUGUUCCUGGAACUCGGGCAGUACCCCUGACCAUUAAUUUAUUUGCUUUUUAUUUAGACAAUGGUUACAUAGAAGGGAAGGAGCUUGACGAUUUUUUUCAUCAUCUUCUGGAGAAACUGGGACCAGAAAGUACCAUCACAGAAGAAGAAGUUCAGAGGAUGAAGGAGCAAUUCAUGUCUGUCUACGAUGUCACCACAGAUGGACGUUUGCAAAUCCAGGAGCUUGCGAAUAUGAUCUUGCCGGAUGAUGAGAACUUCCUACUGCUUUUCCGACGGGAAACUCCCUUGGACAACAGUGUGGAAUUCAUGCGGAUCUGGCGCAGUUACGAUGCUGACAGCAGUGGAUUUAUUUCAGCUGGUGAACUCAAAGAUUUCCUGCGAGAUCUCUUUUUGCAGCAUAACAAGAUGGUAACUGAAGUAAAGCUGGAAGAAUAUACUGAUACUAUGAUGAAAAUCUUUGACAAAAACAAAGAUGGACGACUGGACCUGAAUGACCUUGCAAGGAUUCUGGCACUCCAGGAAAAUUUCCUUCUACAAUUUAAGAUGGAUGCUUGCAGCCAAGAAGAAAGGAGGCGAGAUUUUGAGAAGAUCUUUGCACACUACGACGUUAGUAAAACAGGAGCACUUGAAGGCCCAGAAGUGGAUGGGUUUGUCAAGGACAUGAUGGAACUGGUCAAGCCCAGCAUUAGCGGGGUGGACCUGGACAAGUUCCGCCAGAUCCUGCUCAACCACUGUGAUGUGAACAAGGAUGGGAAAAUCCAGAAAUCUGAACUAGCUUUGUGUCUCGGGCUGAAAAUUAACCCAUAGCCGAGAAAGUGCUUGUGGUUGUGUUUCCCUUGAAAUAUUUGCCUGCUGCUCCUCGUAGAAGUGUGCUCUGUGCUGCUGUGGGAGUGGUGGGGAGCUGAGGCACCGUGCUGCCAGACUGGAGAGUGGGAUUUGCACGGGGGCCUCCUCACUCCACCACCUCCUUUGUGAUGUUCCCUUGCUGCUGCCUCUUGUGGGUCCCCUUAGCAAUUACUCUGCCUACCAGCAGAUGAGCUGCUCAGAAGAGAGGUUGCUGUUCUUCUGCUCUCAUGAAACACUGUCCUGCUCACUCUCCUAGGAUAGGAACAAGCAUCUCUUUAAAAACCUCCCCUCAGUGCUCUCAGAAUGCAGCUACUAAGUGUUUCUGAUGGUCACUUUGUAUGUGUGAAGCCAUUACUUUGGUGAACAUUGUGCUUUGUGCAUAUAAAAUACUGGAUGGAUGACAGUGUAUUUGUGCAGAAAUAAAAGG
Molecule: messenger RNA, 1714 nt
Organism: Sturnus vulgaris (Common starling)
Lineage: Eukaryota; Metazoa; Chordata; Aves; Passeriformes; Sturnidae
Source: RefSeq, a predicted model, not a curated record